UAUACGUAAAAAUAUACAACGUAUUUACAUAGAAACAAAUUUCAUUUGAAAAAUUAGUUCGGUACUUACCUGGGUAAACAAUAUUAUCUAUAUCUGCGAGUGACUGUACGUAUUCGCAACUACGAGAGUACAUAUCAAGGUAGACACUGUUGAAUCAUUUCGUACGCGUCAACGUCGCGUGACGAACGCGCGAGACACCGUCGACGGUUUAACGACACAACUGGCAACGCGGUUCAAGGUCAAAGAAACCUCCUUCCGGUCGUGUGGUCGCAAAGCCAUCGAAUUGCGUUGAAAACAUGUGAACCUUUGAAAAGUGGUGCAGUGCGUCAAGCGUCGAUUCGGUCGAAAUACGCAGAACCGGUAAUCCGCUACUGCCCUUGCUCGCCAUUCGUGAUAACGUAACAGGAAGACUCGCACGUACGUUUUCCAACGAAUCGUAUCCAAUAAAAUUAGCAUCACGCAGGGCAAAUCGAUCUAACGCGCGAUUACGUGAAUUGCAUUUCCGCACAGUUUCGAAAUGCUAACAGGAAAGAGUAUUUCAGAAUCCUGGAAACACGUUGGUCAGAUCCUAACUAGAACACAAUGAACAACUUUUCUUACGGAUGGAAACAGGAAGUGAUCGAACCAGAAAUUGUACGACAGGAAGCACAUAAGCCGGAAUUAGGAGAAAGAGGAUCUGGGUUUCGACCACGAGCAGAUGUUCAAGAUUUCAACACACUCAGGCGAGAAUGUUUGUCAACGGGCAGGCUCUUCGAAGAUCCCGAGUUUCCGGCAACGGACUCCUCCUUAUAUUUUUCGAAAAGUCCUGACAGACACAUAGAAUGGAAACGUCCGAUGGAAAUCGUGGAUAAUCCACAGCUAUUUGUGGAAGGUUUCUCCAGAUUCGAUAUCCAGCAGGGUGAAUUGGGAGAUUGUUGGUUACUCGCUGCCGUUGCGAAUCUAACUAUGGACAGUAAUUUAUUUUUCCAAGUAGUGCCAGAAGAUCAAAGCUUCGAAGAAAAUUACGCCGGUAUCUUUCAUUUCAGGUUCUGGCAAUACGGUAGAUGGGUGGACGUAGUGAUCGACGAUAGAUUACCUACUUAUUACGGUGAAUUAGUGUACCUGCGUUCAGCGGAGAGCAACGAGUUUUGGAGUGCUCUCUUAGAGAAAGCUUAUGCGAAGCUUCAUGGCUCGUACGAGGCGUUGAAAGGUGGAACCACAUGCGAGGCCAUGGAAGACUUUACGGGCGGUGUGACGGAAAUGUAUCAAAUGGAGAAAGUCCCUCCGAAUCUAUUCAGUAUUCUGCUAAAAGCUUUUGAAAGGAACUCGUUAAUGGGCUGUUCGAUAGAGCCCGAUCCAAACGUAUUGGAGGCUAAGACGCCUCAAGGACUGAUCAGAGGCCAUGCUUAUAGUAUUACACGCGUCAAGUACGUGGACAUUCAAACGCCAAAUCGUUAUGGAAGGAUACCUCUACUUAGGCUUAGGAAUCCCUGGGGAAACGAGGAGGAAUGGAACGGUCCGUGGAGCGAUCAAUCACCCGAAUGGAGAUUUAUUUCCGAUAACGAGAAGGAGGAAUUAGGCUUAACUUUCGACAUGGACGGUGAAUUUUGGAUGUCAUUUCAAGAUUUUACGCAAUACUUUACGCAACUAGAAAUAUGCAAUUUAAAUCCGGACUCGUUGACCGAGGACGAUCUAAACGCUGGCAAGAAGAAAUGGGAAAUGAGCGUGUUCGAAGGCGAAUGGGUGCGAGGCGUUACGGCUGGAGGCUGUAGAAACUUUUUAGAAACAUUUUGGCAUAACCCUCAGUAUCGUAUUACGUUGGAGUAUCCGGACGAAGAUGAUGAUAAGUGUACAGUAAUCGUUGCGUUGAUGCAGAAAAAUAGGCGAGCACAGAGAAGGAUGGGCGCAGAAUGCCUAACUAUUGGAUUCGCAAUAUACAACUUGGAGAAUCCUGCACGACUACCAAAACCGUUAGACAUCAAUUUCUUCAAAUACAAUGCAUCGGUCGGGAGCUCGCCGGCAUUUAUAAAUUUACGAGAAGUUACGUGUCGCUUCAAAUUUCCGCCUGGUGUCUAUUGUAUAGUUCCAAGUACAUUCGAUCCUAACGAGGAAGGUGAAUUUCUGCUCCGAAUCUUCUCCGAAAAUCAGAACAACAUGGAGGAGAAUGACGAAGAAGUCGGUAUUGGAGAAGUUGAUGACAGGGUGAUUAACCCUAAAGAUGACAACACACAAGGAAACGGAGAUACGAUUCGAGGUGAACCAGAGCCAGACCGAAAUGAAGAUAAAGUUCGAGAAUUCUUUAAGAAGCUUGCUGGUGAAGAUAUGGAAGUAGACUGGAUGGAAUUGAAAGAAAUCUUGGAUUUUGCAAUGAGAAAAGAACUACCACAGUUGGUGCAUCGUAGUGAGGCUCAUGCCCCUGAAACCGUACAAGGAAAUGGUUCGUUUAUCGACACUAUCAUCUCACUGCUGUGCGGCAUUGUUUGUAAUAAUGAACAGUACAAUAAGUCCGUAGAAACACACGAUCAAGGAUUCAGUAAAGAUGUGUGCCGUAGUAUGGUCGCCAUGCUGGAUGUGGAUCAUUCUGGGAAACUGGGCUUCGAAGAAUUCAGAACGUUAUGGAACGAUAUAAGAAAAUGGAGGGCGGUUUUCAAAUUAUACGACAAAGACGAGUCAGGAUACUUGAGCGCAUUCGAAUUGCGACAAGCGUUAAAUAGCGCGGGUUAUCGACUUAAUAAUCAUAUUUUAAAUAUUUUGGUACAUCGUUACGGAACGAAAGAAGGCAUGAUCACGUUCGAUGAUUACAUAAUGUGCACAGUACGACUCAAAACAAUGAUAGAUAUCUUUAGAGAAAGAGAUCCUGAUUCAUCGAAUACGGCGACGUUUACAAUGGAGGAAUGGAUAGAAAAAACAUUAUACUCGUAAUCUAAUCCGUGUGUCAAAACAGAUCGAGAAAAAAAGGUGAAUACGUUUGUUAUUCUUGAAAAAUUAUAUGUAAAAGUCUACCAGUUAUAACAAUUUUUCUGUUGCAUUUGUAUUGAUAUUAUUAUAUAUGUAUGUUGAUGUAUGCCAGUAUAUCUUAUUAUGUUUAUGCGCAGAUCCUUUUCGUACAAAACUACAAAAUGUCCCAAAUUCCUUUCGUUGGUAAUUUCAUCGUUUAUCCUGACUUAGACCCGAGCCUUGACCAAUGACUCAGUUUUAAAGCUCUCUCUGUUCUGCCCUUUUUCUUCCCCCUUUCUCACUUUUCCAAACGUACAUAUAUAUCCUGCGCUUUUCCCUAAACCCAGAUUCUGAUGUUUGGCAGUUUCACGAACAAUGUAAAGUUUAGUCUAAGACUACGAAUAGGCAAUUGUUUUUGUACACUGUUAGUCCACACAACCUAGUAUUUGAAUGGUAAUAAAGAGUGAUCAAGAGGAAUGCAACAAUGUAUACAAAACGUAGUAUUACGUGCCUUAAGAUAACUGUACAUCUAAAUUCAUAUUUUGUUAGAGCGAUAAUAAUUUAUGGGAACCCGUAUGAAUAAAUAAAACAUAGUUUUAUAAAGAAAUUCCUAAUGUGAAGAAAAAAAACAA
This is a messenger RNA of Colletes gigas, 3548 nucleotides long. RefSeq names its product calpain-A-like. The transcript has 15 exons. NCBI's taxonomy places the organism in Eukaryota, Metazoa, Arthropoda, Insecta, Hymenoptera, Colletidae. Gene Ontology annotation, biological process: proteolysis. The record is from RefSeq and is a predicted model, not a curated record. The coding region runs from base 583 to 2901 and encodes 772 amino acids. Gene Ontology annotation, molecular function: calcium ion binding; calcium-dependent cysteine-type endopeptidase activity. Gene Ontology annotation, cellular component: cytoplasm.